AUGUUAUUCCUUUCUAGCGUUGUUGUGGCUCUUCUCGCGGGUCCGAAUCCAGCCAUUGGGGCGAUCACCUCUAGCCUACAGAGCAUCUUAAAAAACACCCAUGGCAGCACAGACUAUGGGUAUCCCACUGAUCUGACAAGAGAUCUCUUACCUAUUCCUGUUCAUUCUCAUAAUGACUAUUGGCGAGACGAGCCUUUCUAUACCGGUCUCUCGCAUGGCUGUACAUCUACCGAAGCUGAUGUCUGGCUAUACAACGGCACCCUCUAUGUUGGCCAUGAUCAAUCCGCCCUGAAGGCGUCGCGAACUCUUGAAUCAUUGUAUAUCAAUCCAAUUCUAGACGUCCUAGAGCGCCAGAAUCCCGAGAGUCCAUUUAUAUCAUCGCCUACUAAAAAUGGCGUGUGGGAUACUGCUCCCGACCAAACGCUUUACUUCUUCAUUGAUGUGAAGACAUCUGGCCCCGAGACGUUUAAGGCUGUGAUUGCCGCUUUAGAACCUCUACGAGAGAGGGGCUACCUUACUACCGUCAAGGAUGGCAAGACCGUUACCAAUGGACCCGUCACUAUCAUUGGCACGGGAGAGACACCGUUCGACAUGGUUGCGCCCAUCAAAGACCGAGACUACUUUUUCGAUGCACCUCUCGCGGAUCUCAAUGAUCCCAAAUAUGCUGAUGUAACUGGCGUUAUCUCGCCUGUUGCUUCAACAGAUUUCCAGGAAGCCGUCGGCAAGAUCACUGUCGAUACGGAUCCAAUUCUCUCAGACGACCAACUCGAAGCUCUCCGAGACCAAAUUGCCACUGCAAAUGAGCGAGGGAUUGGUGCUAGAUAUUGGAAUACGCCAUACUUCCCGAUCCGUGCACGAAACCUUGUCUGGAGGACUCUUUUGAGGGAAGGGGUCAUUCUGCUCAAUGCCGAUGAUCUGGAUGCUGUAGCUUCUCACUUUUAA
Messenger RNA from Penicillium samsonianum, 942 nucleotides. RefSeq lists its product as uncharacterized. Lineage: Eukaryota; Fungi; Ascomycota; Eurotiomycetes; Eurotiales; Aspergillaceae. Gene Ontology annotation, biological process: lipid metabolic process. The record is from RefSeq and is a predicted model, not a curated record. Gene Ontology annotation, molecular function: phosphoric diester hydrolase activity. The coding region runs from base 1 to 942 and encodes 313 amino acids. The transcript has 6 exons.